This is a messenger RNA of Bathycoccus prasinos, 2136 nucleotides long. RefSeq lists its product with no specific name. Gene Ontology annotation, molecular function: RNA polymerase II CTD heptapeptide repeat phosphatase activity; RNA polymerase core enzyme binding. The record is from RefSeq and is a predicted model, not a curated record. Bases 1 to 2136 code for a protein of 711 amino acids. NCBI's taxonomy places the organism in Eukaryota, Viridiplantae, Chlorophyta, Mamiellophyceae, Mamiellales, Bathycoccaceae. Gene Ontology annotation, cellular component: cytoplasm; nucleus. The transcript has a single exon.
AUGAGCUCUCAGGCACAUCACUCUCUGUUGAUGUUCGACUACCCUCGAGAGGACGGAAGAGAAGAGCAAGAUUUGGAUGCAGACAAAGACGAGCUGAUGAAGAAGAUGUUUGCAACGAACAUUUCUCAUCAUCAAAAUAAAGGAGAAAAAGAAGAAGACAAAGAAGAAGAAGAAGACGAAAGGAAACGAAUGGAGGAGGAAAAGUUUGCCUGGGCGCUGGAAACGUCGCAAGGCUUGAGCGUGGGUGCGAGUGUUUCAAACGAGACGAAGAGGAAAGCGGCGACGUCGUCCAUCUCGUCGUUAUCUUUGAAGAGCAGUCAUCAGCACCAGCGAGUGCAACCGGGAGUGUCGAAACAACAACAUCAUCAUCAUCAUCAUCACACUACCACCACCACUGGAGCGGCAGUAGCAACAGGAACAUCCACGAAAGUCGACCAAGUGAUUAAAUCUAUACUGAAAUCGAACAAUAACGAUGAAAGCAACAAACCUCCUCCUUCGUCCACGCCGUCGAUAAACGUGCGAGAGCAAGCGGCGAGGACGUUGCGAGACCGACGAAGCGCGUUGCAAGUGGUUGAAAUGUUCAUGACUUUAGAUAAGUUUGACUCGGAAAGUCAUUUAGCCGCGUCGACGGCGUCGGUAUUAACCCAAAGUGAAUUCAAAGACGCGUGCGAAGAGAGGAGUUUAAUCGGAAAGUGUGGGUGGCCGUUGUGUUCGAACGAAAUCAAACGCGUGUACAAAUCGAAAGCGUCUCAAAAAUUGUUUAGCGAAGAGACGUAUUGUUGCGCGCAGCACAGAAUACAAUCGGAAGUUUUCGCGGAAUCGAAUUUGAAAGAAAAAGUGAACGAUAAGAAAGCUCUUCCACCGCGUUCGGACAGACACACGAAUUUCAGCGAAGCAACUAUGAACUCUCUCGAUAUCGUCGAGCGAAAAUUCGGAGAAGUCAAUUUCAAAACUUCCGACGAGGGGCCUUCGAUGCCCCCGACUUUACAAGCAGGAGCAGGAGCAGCAGUAGCAACAACAACAACGACGACGACGACUGAGAAAAUAGGAAAGAAGAAAAGUAGCAAUCAAAGGAUAAAGUGGAACAAAGAAAUAGACGACCGAGAAGAAAAAAAGACGACGAAGAAGGAGGAGGCGGGUAUUUUUUACUUUGACAUUCACGAAGAAGGCAUGAGAACGACCAACCGAAGCUCGUCAAAGUUCAUACCUUCCAUUGGUGGUAGAUUUGCAGAAGGCCAGUUAUCGACCAUACCCUUACGACCGGAUUCACCGAUGAUUAUAGGUACGAACGAUACGGAAGAUGUGAACGAUAUCGAACCAGAUGAAAACGCGGAAGAGGCAAACGACGACACGAAGAUGCAAUCCGCCGGGUCGUCCAUGAUUUUUGAAGACACGGCGAUUAACGAAGUAGACGAAAUAGAAAGACAAGCUAACGCGCAACGAGAACUGAUAAAGAAGACGCUCUUAGCCAAACCGAUCUAUUCUCCCGAGGAUGAUGACGACGGUGACGAGAACGACGAAAACGAAAGCGCAAAAGCGAAUCGACGCGCUCGUCGCAGUCACCAUAAAGAAGGAGAAGAAAGUGAAGAAGAAACCGAAGAAGAAGAGGAAGAAGGGGUUUUAGAAGAGGAUUUGUCGUUGUUCGCGAAAACGUGGAUGGUUUUAGAUUCCUGGGUGACGAAAAGCACGUUUAUGUUGGUUGAAAACGACCGAAACGGGUCGAUCGAGCACUAUCCGUAUCGAGAUUCCCGGAGCGCGCAGUUGGCGACGGGAACGUCCGAGGAGUUUUCCCAGAGCAUAAAUCGAAUCUUGGGAGGAGAAGGAGGAGGAGGAGAUAGGACGAGUAAUAAAAAGCUGCACUGCGAGAGAGACAUGGCGUUAAUCGUUCGCACGUUUGAUUUCGGCACGACUAUGAGUUUGCCGAAGUGGCCUACGAAGCGUUGGGAUUUCGUAACCGCUUUGAUUUUAGAUUUGGUUUGUGAAAGUUUCUCGUUUGACGAGGACUAUUAUUACGAGUUUAAAAGAAAUUCGUUGGAAGAGAAACAAAAAACGAGUAAAAGUGUUACUACUAAUAAGAUGGAACUCGGCGAAGAGAUUCGAUUGUUGCGAGAGUUGUUUCGCGGUAAAUGCGUUUAA